AUGGGGACCCGGGAGCCUGGGAGGGGGCCGGGCCGCGCCGCUGCCCCGGGCGGCCUCUGCUCAGAGCUCCCCGAGCACAGGGACGGGCGUUUUCCAAAGGAAAUCCGUGGUGAUAAUAUCAGAGAGUUUUUGCUGAGUCUCAGAUAUUUUCGAAUCUUCAUUGCCUUGUGGAAUGUCUUCAUGAUGUUCUGCAUGAUUGUCCCUGGGAUUGCGGCCUGUUCUUCGGUACAAGCUCCUAACGCGCUCAAGGGAUGGGGCGCGUUCAUCGUCUUCAGCCAGUCGUGUAAUAAUCCGGUGCAUGCUGGUUCGCUUGCUGCCGGGGGCAUUGAGCCUUUAGGCCCCUGA
Pelecanus crispus (Dalmatian pelican) is the source of this 345-nucleotide messenger RNA. The record is from RefSeq and is a predicted model, not a curated record. Lineage: Eukaryota; Metazoa; Chordata; Aves; Pelecaniformes; Pelecanidae.